Hippoglossus stenolepis (Pacific halibut) is the source of this 949-nucleotide messenger RNA. RefSeq names its product apolipoprotein D. The record is from RefSeq and is a predicted model, not a curated record. The transcript is spliced from 5 exons. Bases 106 to 672 code for a protein of 188 amino acids. NCBI's taxonomy places the organism in Eukaryota, Metazoa, Chordata, Actinopteri, Pleuronectiformes, Pleuronectidae. Gene Ontology annotation, biological process: lipid transport; brain development; tissue regeneration. Gene Ontology annotation, molecular function: lipid binding.
ACCAAUCACUGGUCAGUUUGCACUGAGCUGAAAAGACAGAGCACGUCACAGGGAGCUGUUGCUUCACAUCGUGUUUUGUAUCGGAGGGUCUCCAGCGACUUGAACAUGAAGAAGUUCCAGGUGCUGUUCGUGCUCCUGCUGACGACCGCGGCCGCCGGCGCUCAGUCCCUUCACCUCGGCAAAUGCCCUCAGCCGUCAGUUCAAGAGGACUUCAACGUCACGCAGUACAUGGGAACCUGGUACGAGGUAGAGAAGCUCCCGGCUCUAUUUGAAAGAGGGAAAUGUGUCCAGGCCACUUAUUCUCCUCUCGAAGACGGGACAGUCAGAGUUUACAAUGCAGAGCUGCUGUGUAAUGGGAAGAUAAACUCCAUCGAAGGUGUAGCCAGAGUUAAAGACCCGUCUCAACCUGCCAAGCUGGGGGUCAGCUUCUUUAAAGGUGUUCCAGAUGGUCCGUACUGGGUUCUCUCCACAGACUACCAGUCCUACGCUCUGGUCUACUCCUGCUCAGACUACCUCAGUCUUUUCCACAUUGACUUCGCCUGGAUCCUGGCUCGCACCCGGGUGCUGCCGGGGGACCUGGUCAGCAGACUCCACGAUGAUCUGACGGCUGCCAGUGUAGACGUGAACAGACUGAAGGUUACAAACCAGACUGGUUGUGAUGUCAUGACCUGAAGCAGGAUCAGAACAAAUGGGGACAAGAACGUCCUCUUACAGAAAUGUGAAUCUUACUUUUUAAGAUCUGCUGUUUAUCUUCUACAUCUGUCAAACAUUUUUUUGUUUUUAAUCCAUUUAAAAUCAUCGUAUUUAUCAUGUAAAUCCUAAACAUCAACAACAACAUGUCCUUGAUGUGGCGCAGGAAAUGAUUCCUGACAAUCCUGUGUCUCUGUGUGAGAGCCACAAUGAUUUCAUUGUGUGACAUGAAGGUGAAAAUAAAACUUGAACAGCUGAA